Messenger RNA from Sphaeroforma arctica JP610, 2629 nucleotides. RefSeq lists its product as hypothetical. Gene Ontology annotation, biological process: ubiquitin-dependent protein catabolic process. The coding region runs from base 14 to 2593 and encodes 859 amino acids. The record is from RefSeq and is a predicted model, not a curated record. Gene Ontology annotation, molecular function: metal ion binding; ubiquitin protein ligase activity; protein binding. Lineage: Eukaryota; Ichthyosporea; Ichthyophonida. The transcript has 13 exons.
AGCUAAGAAAUAUAUGUUGCACCUCCCUGACCCAUUUGCGAUAUUGUCGGUGGAUGGAAAUAAAUACCGGUCGCCUGUGGCGAAAAAGACUUUCAAUCCUGAGUGGUCGUCAAAACACACCGUGAAGGUCAAACUCGGUAGUUCUCUCACCGUCUCCGUGUAUGAUAACAAACGAUUCAAGAGUGCGGAUGGUGCCGGCGGGUUCCUGGGUCUUGUUGUGGUACCGGUGUCCAGUUUGAUCAGCAAUGAUUUGAGCGCUGGAGUCACGAUUCCGUAUCGGUUGUUGAAAAGGACAAAACACGAUACUGUCACAGGAUUGUUUGUGAUGAGCUGUAAGUAUGCCAAUAAGAAGAGAGAUGCGCCGAUAGCCGCGCAGUAUCUCCGCAGUUUAAAUGCUGAGAGGACUCGUCGAACCACUCACCCUACAUUCAAUCCCGACGACAACGAGUAUACUGCAGAGGAAAUGCAAGAUUAUCACUCAGGAGUCGAAAACAACACUUUUGGAAACGAACAACCUGAUUACAAACCGAAUGCGCAGCUUAGGAGUUAUGGUAAAGAAUCACGGCGGUUAAGUGUGCAAGUGAAGCUAGAUCUGCCUUUGCUACCCGAGUCAGAUUCGUCAGAGAAAACUGUGAGUGCCAUCGUACCAGCCACACCAGACACACCGAAGGUCUCUAUGGACACCGACCACUCCCUUAUAGUCGAGUGGAGCGGUGUAGGGGGUCAGAGCGACAAGGGCAAGGGUGAGGUCAACAACGCCAACACAGUUGUCUACAAGUUAUACACAGAUGGAGGGACGGAGAAACGAAGUGAUAAUUCGGAUACGAUCGAUGAUGCGGAUCAGCUGGAGUAUGUGGGCCCUAACUUAGUCCAUACAGCAGUUGCCCUGAAAACUGGCUGGUACUACCGUUUUAGGCUGAAGGCUUCCAAUGACUACGGGCAAAGUAAACCGAGUGGCUGGUCCGACCCGGUCGAGGUGCGUAGACCCAAGCCGCCGACCCCGCCACCAGCGCCAGUAGUAAACACCCCCGAAGUAGUAGACGAUCGCCCACAUUGUCCGUUCUACAUGUCUGGCUUCUGUCGCCACGGUGCUAAGUGUCAAUUCUCGCAUGGCACGGGUAUGCAGGAUGCCGAUGCUAUUGCGGCGGCUAUGCUGGGUGCUGCGCUGAACGAGGAUCAUCACGCAGGUAUCGCCUUGGCUAUGGCCAAAUCACUCGAGGAGUCUCAAGGUGUUGUUGUCGAUACUACUGAACUGUCGCAGCUGAAGCGCGACUUGUACAACAAGCGGAAGGCCUUAGCAAACAAGCUACCGCAGGUGAAAGGCGAAUGCCAUCUGACCGUGUAUCGAACUCAGCUGUUUGCAAGUUCGUAUGCGGAGGUGAUGCACCGUUCUGCCAGAGAAUUGAAGAAGAAGAUGUUUGUGCAUUUUCACGGCGAAGGUGGUGUGGAUUAUGGAGGCUUGGCUAGGGAAUGGCUCUUUUUGCUGUCACAUGAGUUGUUCAGCACUAGGCGCGGAUUCUUCGAGUUCAGCGACGAUCAAACAUAUCUGUUACAAAUUUCAAGUAGCAAAUUGGUCCAAGUGGAUGAGGGCACGAAGUCAGCUCGAAACGCUGCUUCAAAUGUAGAGGACAAGGACCGAACCGCAAGUGAACAAGACGAAGCAAGUGAAACUCCGAAUGAUAAGACAAACACUGGCACAAACUCCGAUUCGCCCUCCUCCGAAUCCCAGGCUCGUGAAUCACUAAAGCGCGCAAGUGCUGCCAAAGCUAUGAAUGCGCCAGAGCUGUUAAAAUACUACAAUUUCAUUGGUCGCGUGAUAGGCCUAGGCGUAUUCCAUCACCACUUUCUGGAUGCUGUGUUUGUGAAGACAUUCUACAAGAGUUUGCUCAACCAGCGGUCUACGCUGUCCGACCUCGAGGGAGUGGAUGAAGCCCUAUACAAGAGUCUGCUAUGGAUUUUGCAGAACGAUAUCGAGGAUGUGUUAGAGCUGAACUUCUGCGUGGAUGCUAUGGUGGAGGGUGAGGUUGUCUCGGUCGAUCUCAAGGAAGGGGGAUCGGAGAUCGACGUCACAAAUGAGAAUAAGGAAGAGUACGUGAAUCUCUUUAUGGAAUGGAGAAUCAAUAGAGGAACGCAUCAGCAACUAAAGGCUUUGAAGGACGGAUUCUCUGAAUUUGUUCCCGCAGAUGCGUUGGCAGACUUCAAUGCGCACGAUUUGGAGAUGUUGAUAUCCGGAGAGAUCAAUAUAGACUUAGACGACUGGAAGGCUCAUACUACAUACACAGACACUGAUGAAAACGACAAUAUAGUACAGUGGUUUUGGAAACUACUGGAAGAGAGCAAUCGGGAUCUUCGCCUUCGAAUUCUUCAAUUUGUAACUGGGACUCAACGAAUACCGACGGAAGGUUUCCAAGCAUUGAUAGGUACUGACGGUCCCAGGCGUUUCUGUAUUCAAAAGACCGGUGAUGUGGCGAAGCUACCCACAAGUCAUACAUGCUUCAAUCGGUUGGAUAUUCCUCCUUACAAAGACUUCGAAACGUUCUCUACAAAGCUUAUCACUGCUGUUCAGAAUUUCCAAGGAUUCAGCAAUGAGUAGAUCUACAAAAUAUACAUAAAACAUAAUAUCCUUCAA